AUGGAGUUCGAGAACAUGUACGGGCUCACGGCGACGCAAAAGUACGACUGUCUCUUGUUCGAUUUGGACGAUACGCUUUAUCCACUAAGCACUGGAGUCUCAAGAGAAUGUGGGAAGAACAUCAAAGAUUACAUGGUCGAGAAACUUGGUAUACCAAAUGACAAGAUCGUGGAGUUGUCUAAUCUUCUCUACAAGAACUAUGGAACAACAAUGGCUGGUCUUAGGGCGAUCGGAUAUGAUUUUGACUACGAUGAGUACCACAGCUUCGUCCACGGUCGUUUACCGUACGACAACAUAAAACCUGACCCUGUUCUUCGCAGCCUCUUGCUUAGCCUUCCUCUCCGCAAAGUCAUAUUUACAAACGCGGACAGAGUUCACGCGGCCAAGGCGUUGAAGAAGCUGGGAUUAGAGGAUUGUUUUGAAGGAAUCAUAUGUUUCGAAACGCUGAACCCGACGCACAAAAACGUCCCGUCUAAUGAUUCCAAGAUUUUUGAUAUCGUGGGACACUUUGACCGGUCUGAACCGGUCGAGUCACUUCCCAAAACGCCUGUUGUGUGUAAACCGUCUGAAUCUGCUAUCGAGAAGGCUCUUGAAAUCGCCAAUAUUGAUCCUAACCGAACGUUGUUCUUUGAGGACAGUGUCCGAAACGUACAAGCUGGAAAACGCGUUGGUCUUUACACCGUUCUGGUUGGUACAUCGAACAAAGUCAAAGGAGCAGACUACGCUUUGGAAAGCAUUCACAACAUGAAAGAGGCAUUACCGGAGUUAUGGGAGUCCGACAUGAAAUCGUCGGAUGUUGGAUAUUCUGGCAAGGUCGCCGUUGAGACGUCUGUUACAGCCUAA
Molecule: messenger RNA, 843 nt
Organism: Microthlaspi erraticum
Lineage: Eukaryota; Viridiplantae; Streptophyta; Magnoliopsida; Brassicales; Brassicaceae
Source: the annotation of a GenBank genome assembly